GAUAAUAACUUGUACCUUCUAGCUAGAUUCAGCUUGAUUCCAAGGUCAUGUACUGGUCUGUCAGCAAGCUCAGGAAGUGAGAUUCAAAUGAGGCUUCAUUUUCAAUAUUGUACAAGUGAUUCCCGAGAGAGAGUUUCAAAGAGGCACCUUUUAAGGGAAGAGUUGCAGGAAUUAAGGAGUGGAUGCCACAAUGUUUGCUGCCGAAUGUGUGGAUCUGCUGUGUUGUCACCAGAGAGGUAGGUUGAUCUCACUAUUCUAGAGGUUCAAUGACAAGAUAAAUAGAGUAAGAACUUCAGUAUCUUAUUGAAGGUCAAGUAAGGUACUGAUUGAGUACGAGUGUACUGCAGUCACAAUGAGCAGCAAAUGAUUAUGAGUUAUGAAUGGGUCAGCAGAGAGAUGUCCUGUAGCUUUUCUCAGAGCUUGGCUUCAAUAGAUUCAAAGUUGCAGUGGACAAAUUUCAAUUUCAAAAUCUCUCUGGCCCAUCCAUAAUCACCUUUCUUGGUGAAUAUUACAUUUUUAAAACGAUUUGUCCCCAAGGAAAUUAAAGAGAGUUCUAAAGUUACCAUCAGAAAAUUGGUUUGAGCUUGCUCAAGACUGGUGUUGCCAUGGCAGCAGUUAUCUGACAUCCCUCACAGGAGUUCUUGACCCAAGUGAAGAUGACUGCUUUGUAGGUGAAUACUUCAUCAGGGUCCAUCCUGCAGCUGCAGAAACUAACAACUUGAAGAUCUUUUCUGUAAGUAGUGAUAAAUAAUGUAAUUAAAAACUGAAUCAUUUAGCCUGCGUAGCAGGCGUCGAAAGGGGUAGGGGAUAGGGAAAAAGGGAAAAAGGGAAAAAGGGAGGGGGGUAGGGGAGAGGGGGGAAGGGACGCCUGCUACAAGAACCCCCUUUUAUUCAUUUCUGUGGAUGAUGGUGUCCGCAAAUUCCUGAUUGGCUGAGCCAUAUUGAGUAACUUAUUGGCGUGUAUCCUGGCGUGUAUUAGUGUGAGAGACAAACAUGAUGAAGGCAUCAAGAAAAUGUGUUCAACUGGCGUUAUAAGCUUUGGAAGAUCAAAAUUACUCCAAUCAUGUACUAGCAACUUCUCGUUAAAACCCGAACUAAAACCAACUGUAACAGCUUGUUUAGCAGGCAGAGAUGCUCAGGAGGUUUUGUAUACUGGAUUUGUCCAUACACUGAGCAGCGAUUCAUAAGUGAUUGUGAUUCUUGCGAGACAUCUGCAAUGCCGAUAUUCAAAAGACCUCCUUUUCCGCAAAAACAUAUACUGUCUUGAAUGGAGUUUUAAAUGGUUUGUAAAGAGAGAGCUGAAGCUUUGGUAAAAACUAUCCAUUGAACGUUUUGACAAUUGUUUAUAAUUCUCCUUUACUUUCAUUAUUCGCAUCUCAGGCUGUUCUUUGUGACCAUCACGGUGCUUGAUGAGGUUGUAAGAUAAAAGGUCUUGUGUAUUCACAUGAAUCUGAUCAUUGUUUGUCGUAGACUGCGAGCAGUAAAAAAAUGAGAGACUGCUCGUAGUCUAUGUUUGUCGUGUUUGCUGCAGGAGCAAGAACAGUAAAAAUGUUUCAUUUUGCUCGAUUAUGAUAUCACUUGAAAAAAGCGUCUGAACUUGACAAUUUCCGGUAAACAAAGUAAUUAAGUGCGGACCAUGCUGAGAAGCCCCGUACUUGUGAUUGGUCACGUAUUGACAGUGACAUCAUCGGAUUAGUUGAGAUAAUGGUGGGCGGAUUACAAAAACAUCGGCUCUGAUAGCAGGCGCCCCCUUCCCUUUCCCCUCUUUCGUGCUUUUCUCCCUCCCCCCCCCCCCCCCCCCCCCCACAGGCGCCCCCUUCCCUUUCCCCUCUUUCGUGCUUUUCUCCCUCCCCCUCCCCCUCCCCCUCCCCUUUUUGUGCCUGCCACGCAGGCUAGAAUCAUUGGAUAAUGCAAUUCUAGAGCUCUGAUUGGCUUAGCCAUCAUGGUAUAUGAGCCAUUGUACAUGUAUCAUGCUCUCUAAAUGUGGUAACUGUAUGCGCCUGCUCAAAAUAAAAAGCAAGCUGAACCUUGGUUGUUUUUUCAAAUAAAGUCGGGAAGAAUUCUCAAUAAUUAUUCUGUGGGCUUUUUUAAUGAAACAAUUAUUAUUUCAGUAGCGCUUAUGAUUAUGAUGAUUUACGAUGAUUGUAACCACUCAUAUCCAACACGCACUUGUGGAAUAAUUGUUGUGCUUCUAAAAAAGACUCAUUUGGUGGUUGAUAUGACUUAAUGUGACUGCGUGAUGCAGUUUUGAGUCAUACGUGCUCAUCCUGAUUUGACUAUGUGACUGCGUGAUUCAGUUCUAGUCAAAGUCCCACAUUUCACCCUUGCAUGCCAUGGAGUCUCCAGUAGCUCAGUGGUUAGAGCAUCUGACUAGAUCAUGGAGGGUUGUGGGCUCGAAUCCCAUCUGGGGCUCGCAUUUUUUCCAAGUUUCUAUUUGAUGCAAACAAUGUAUCAUGUUCUACUUUUACAAAAAACUCACUUGCAACUUUUUUUUUUUUGUCCAGGAAGAGGAACAUUACCAAAUCAAAUGUUGUCGAUGUAAUGCCGUACUAGGAAGUGGUAGUACAGAGGAAAAAAAUCAUAGUUCAUUACAUAUGGAAUUACGUGAUUUUACCAGCAUAAAUCUUCAUAAACACAGGAUCAGCUUGAGACACAGUCACUUGUUUAGGUACAGUAUGCUUAGUGUAAUUUGAGAAGAUGUUAACACAUAAUCCAUCAGGAAAUUGAGUAAUUCUAAUUUUCUGUGGACAAAAACCUUGUACCAGAAUAAUUUAAAUAAUAGUGCAUUCCUUUUUACAUUUUCAAGGGCUAUAGAAUGAUGUAAUUAGUUAUGUGUAAUAACAGCAAAGAAAAUUUCUUAUGGGAGCCAGAGAAAAUAAAUGUCAAACUUCACAAAGUGACAUCUUGCACAUGAAAUUUUUUGGAUUUUUUUCCUGUGGUUUCACAAUUCUUGUGAUAACAGAUAACUAAUCACAUCUAUAAUUACAUCUAUAGCUCGUGAAAAAUGUAAAAAAAGAAUGCAAUAUUCUUUAAAUUAUUCUGGAACAAGGUUUUUGUAAUUACUCAAUUUCCUGGUGGAUUCCAUCUUAAUUUUCACACUGCAGAAAAGAGAUACAUUGUAUUGUUUAGAUCUUCUAUUACACACAGGGUUGAAGAAGGGGUGGGGGGCAGAAGAUUAUACCCUGCUAUCAUUCUAGCUGUUCAACCCACUAAUUGCUGAUAUAUAUAUUUAUACCAGCAACUUGAAAUCUCAGAGACAGCCCUGACAUAACAGGAGAAUUAAAUGCAUAAAAUGUGUACAUCCCUACUUUUAACAAUUAGAUGAGGUAAAAAGGGUACAAAUGUAUAUUAUGUAUACUUAAUUUUUUAUGCAAUCUCUGAGGGCAAUACUUGUGUUUAAAAGGUUAUGGAGGAUGAGCAAUUCAGCUUAGAGAGAAAGGCAACAACAAGAAAAACGGAAAGCAUGAAACAUCUUUCCUCUCGUUCAAGAUCUUACUGUGUCGUCUGCUCACCAGCAAGGUGUCUUUGUACCAUGUGACUGUUUAGCUGCAAAGGGCCCAACACGGCCGCUUUCUAGAAUCAAUGCUGUAUCGGACUUGUAUAUUUAACUUGCAAUGUUGACGAAUGCCUAUUACGUUUUAUUUAUUUAUUUUAGGUCCUAUUGUACUGAAACUUAUAUUUCUAGUUGUUUAACCUCAAAGUCAAAAGGUGCUGUGAACUUCAGGUUUCUUGUCCAAGAGUCUAUGCAGAGUGUAGAGAAAAGAACGCAUGCAUGUGUAAGUCAUUCUUUGGGAAACUGGUUGAAAAAUAUUUGAUUUUGCGUCCAUAAUUCUUUCGUCCAAUUCGUUUUGUUUGAAAAGUACAUGUAAUAUCAAAGUUAGAAAUGAAGAUGAUGUGAACUGUGCUAAAAGAAAACGAGCGUAGAAAUUCAGUGCUGAUGACGUGUUAUUAACAGAUCUGGGUAGUGCUCCUGAUUGGUUGAAUCAAAUCUCCCACGCGGCACGACCAAUCGGAAGCACUACCCAGAUCUGGGUAGUGACGUGUCGUCAGUAUGGAAUUUCCACGCUCAGACGUCAUUUCGCGGGAAAACCAUGUGUCGAGAUGUCAGCUGUUUCCUCAAGCCGGUAUUUGGGUGAGACACUGUCGUGACUUAUGUUUUCCUCCAUUUGUGGAAUUUACCGAGACACUUCAAGUAUCAGGACCAAGGUACUUGGUGCAGAUGACUGGAAAUGGCAAUUCGGCCAGAAACAAAUUAAAGGAAGUAAAAACAGUGGCCUUACUUAAUACCUGGUGUAAUGCUUUUUUUUCAUUCUGGCCUCUUGUCACCAUUGUUGUCCACCACAUGGGUGUCUUUCUUCUUGUCAAACUCAUCAAUCAUACUUAACAUUUUGUUUUAACACUGAUUUUAUUUCAGCUUUGGCUUUUCAAUCCAGAUACCGCGGUGGUAACAAAUAUUGAAACUUGUAACGUCCAUUGCGGGAAAGGACACCGUGAAGGUGGGGCAUACUCCAUCACAAAUAAAGGUAAAAAAAAAUUUUUAUUAAACCUGUAAAUGUAUUGACUCAUUGUAAAUUCUAUAAAGGGAAAGACUUUUGAGUAAGUACGGUUCCAUAUUCAAUGUAUACAGAGGAUUGAAAAGACGAUUGGAACUACAGGAAAUUCGCACGGUUGAAACUGGCUUGCUACUGCAAAAGCCUAUAGUCCACUUAUGCCUGCUCCUCCUCCCGAUAGUUCGCACUUUUGUUCGUUUUUUCUAUUUGUAGUCCUCUCUUGCGAAUUGCUGGUUAUUGUAUACUUUAUUUCUGCGUUUAUUUCCCUGCUUGUGAUUGGCUAAAACGUCGGUGCCAUUUUCUGUGUCAAAUUCUGCCGGUUUUAUAGGUGAGGUUACUUAUAGGUUUUAUUUCCUUUCAUAAUCACGCAAAUUUAUCCCAGUAUUCCGAUAUAUAUACGUGACCCGAGGGUUUCCGAAAUAAUGGGAGUAGAUUGUGCUAAGAUCAUUUCAUGUCAGUUAUACCGUAAUUUUUCUGUUAUUCUCACAGCAAAGUACAUGCCCGUAGUGAAGAUUCUUUACAAGGCAAGACCACUGUUUGAUGACAGUAGCUGGUGCGUACAGUAAUUUAUCCUCUCUGCAUAUCUAUUGUCGCAUCACGACAUACUAAUUUAUGUAGAGGUUAUUUACCUGGAAAGAAGGGGUAUGUGNCUGCAUAUCUAUUGUCGCAUCACGACAUACUAAUUUAUGUAGAGGUUAUUUACCUGGAAAGAAGGGGUAUGUGAUAUAUUCACCUGUUGUCGCUCCGAGUGUGUAACCUGAGGGGCGGUACCAGUUGAAUAUAUCACAUCACGCCGCCCAAAUAAUUAUAUGACAGGAGACGGCAAAAGAUCAUAAUCGACCCCGAUUGCCGAGAACUCUGGUCCCGGUAGAAGGCAGGCAUGUUACCGAGACGCGCUCAUUAUAUAUGCUGCCAGAAUAUUUUAAAAUUCUUGCUUGGCUCUGAGGCUUGAGGGAAUGAAACAAAAGAAAUGUAUUGUUCAGUGCUGAGCCUCAGGAUGAUUUCUUUUGUUUUAUUCCACAAAGUGUCAGAGCCAAGUAUGAAUUUUAAUAUAUUGAAAUUGGUCUAUUGGUUUUAUCACUUUUAUGAGCAAAACAACAGCUCUGUACGUGCAUCACUGCGCUUUUUAGUAUACAUGUAUUUCCUUGAUGUCCAUUGCUCAGCUACAACGCGCAACUUCCUUUUGCGACCUUUUCUGGAGGACGUGAACACACGAAGGCGAAUUUUCCUUUCAAUUAUUUAGCUGGAUACAGUCCUGUGUUCAUUGUCUGCGUUACUACAAAUAAGUAGUAUUUUUGGUAAACUUAGUCUUUCGCACAACGUUAUCUUUUCUAUACUGGAACAGAAACCAGAUUCCAAGUUACUCGAUGUACAAUGCAUAGAUACAUAUAUGUAUACAUACUUUUGCAACCACUUCAUGCAAUGUUUGGAGACUAAACCGGAAUUUUUUGUCUAAUAUACACAACAACCACUGCUUAGGUCAAAAGUAAUUCAAGUACAUAAAAAGUAAUUACGGUUGUUGGUCUGAUAAGAAGUUCUGGUAGAGGAAGGACUGUGUAUCCCACACGAACAUCUGACCUUUGAUUUCUCUUUCCUUAUUUUGCAGGAAAGAUGAAGUAUCUUCCUGGGAAGAAAAUCCCUCUGUCGAAGUUCUUACGUUCACAAAAGAGAUUUGUUUACAUCUUAUCCUGCUUCUAUCACAGAGUACGAACACUAUAGCGCCGUCUUUGAGAGAUAUGAACGAGUUUAAGGUA
Molecule: messenger RNA, 6304 nt
Organism: Porites evermanni
Lineage: Eukaryota; Metazoa; Cnidaria; Anthozoa; Scleractinia; Poritidae
Source: the annotation of a GenBank genome assembly